AUGAAUAGUAAUGAGUUUAAGAAUUUUUUCUUAACAUUAUCUAACGUAUGUCGUCGUAUACCACGUGAUGUGUUAGGGACAGUGUAUGGUAUUAACCUUGGCAAACCAGAAGAAUGGGAGGACGCAGACCGUCCACCUUCCGCUGAAGAAUUUUUAGAUGCAUACAGCCGUAAGUUGCAUUAUAACACAUUGAAUAUUCCGUUUACAUAACAUCACAAAUAUGUUAGGUUAUUAAAACAAUGUAAAGACAGUGAAACAUUGGUUAUCGUUCCAUGUUUCGCGCACCAAUAUAGGUUAGGGGUUAGGUAUUAGGUUGGGUAUUAGGGUUAGGUUUAAGGUUAGGGUUAGGGUGUGUAUAUAUGUGUAUGGAGGUAUCCAGUUAACUUUUAAGUACACUAUAAUAUCCAUAAUCCAUUGCAUAACGUUUACUUUGGCCAAUCAGGCAAACCAAAUGGCUGUGCAGGGUUUUCCUUUAUCCACAAACUACGUCACAAGGCAGACUUUUUAAAAAGGUCUAUUCACUUAGUGUUAUGCUAAAUGAGUACAACACGUCGGUCCAACAUCAUUCUCGGAUGCCUCGUUUGAACAUUGUGUUGACUGAUGUUGGAUUGGGUUUGACUUUUUUUGAAAGUUUCAUUUAGCAUUGUCCAACAUUAUUGGAGCAGCAAUGUUGAACGGGGCUUUAUACAAAGAAACAUUGCUUCAGAACGAUCUAUGUGGUCUAAUUAGCUUAGUUUGCCAAAAUCUUUUUAGACAGCAGAGGUUUUCUAACAAGUCAAGCAAGAUCAGAUUCUCCUCGAUCUGCAAGAUAUAUCCUGAAGGAUUAUGUUAAUGUAUGUUACAUGUGAGAUAUGAGUUAAACCUAGUUUGGCUCGAUCUCGAAAACGAGGCUUUAUACCUAUUCUCAUCUCGUUUCAUCCAAUUUUAAAAUUUUCAAGAGUUCAAAUGUUGACUUUCACCUCCAGGGUAAGCUACUGUAUUGUCAUCCACCUCCGACAAUCGAGCCUAAAGACUUUCAAAUGUCGUUUACUACUGAUGUGAAGACUGUCAAGAAAAGACCUCUGACAAAUUCCAUACCUGGUAACGUAAGUUGAUAUUUCUUUUAUACUUAGAAAUUUUGUGCAGAAUAUUUUUAUCUUCUAACACAAGACCCGACUCUAACACAAAUUUGCUUGGGGAAAAAUUUAGAUCAUGAAGGCACAAAUUUGCAGGCGCUUGCGGGUCGGAACAAUAGGGCCCAAAGGCCCGUGAGAAUGCUCUAAUGCAUUCCCAUCAUUUAACGUGGAACGAGCGACAGGGGACAAGUCAGCCACAAGACUACGUCAGGUGAUCUGACUAACAUUACUUCCUUCUCUUUUAGGAAACACAUGGUAACAAAAUGGAUGGCGAAUUUUUCAAAAAGGUUGGUUGAACAUUUAACGUGCAUGCAUACAUAUAUAGACAGGUUUUGCUAAGUACUGUCGUGCAGCAGAUGAUAGUCAACUGGCAGUUAGCACAGUGUGAAAAUGAUGUUAAAUCUUCUCAUCAUACCUUUUCGUCCUGUCCCCCAGCCACGCGCGUAGGGCGAAGCCCGUGCCCGUGGCGAUGGUACUAAAAAUAUAAUGUAAUGUUUGUGGUGUUACUCUGAGUCAGAUGCAUCCACACCGGGCAAGCUGAAAAUUCUCGCGGGUGCUAUUUCCACCGUGGUCAGCUUGCCCGGUGUGGAUGCACACUCAGAGUAACACCACAAACAUCAUAUUCACCUGAGUACAUAAUACCAACACACAAAAAAAGUAUUGUAUAAUGUAUUUAGUAGCAAAUAAAUAGCAUUGUGAUUUAUGCUCCUGUAAAGUGUCAACAUUUUUAAAGCUGAUCAUCAUUUACUUUUCCAAAACGCUUGCUGUAACCCAUCAAUUUGAGAGAUAAUCACUGAAAGCCUCAUUAUUUUAAACCCAGUAAAUUUUAUUUCCAGACAGAUGUCAAGUCUCAUACGUCAGCAACAACAGGAACAGAACAGUAUCGACGAUUGAUGGAAGCGUCUCAAUCUGACAUGGUUAUAGUAGGUAAACCGUGGAAAAAACACGGAAAUAGAAAUAAGAAAGAAAAACUAAGACGGUUAAAACCAAAUGGUUACUGAAGAAGAGAAUGAAGAUUUAAAUCGGUGUUUAUUAAUACCGCUAAAACGACUUCCUUACAAGAGUCGAAUAUUUUAUUCAGCAAAAAUUUACAAUCGUAUAAUAAAAAGUCAAUACAACAUUUAUUAAGUACAGCAAUAUGGCGUAUAUAACAUGGUGCGAUUAUGACAACAUCCAUUACAAGUUCAAAUAUUUCAUUGAACAAAUUUUGUAAUCGUAUAAAAAUUAAAUAGAACAUUAAAUAACAUCAAUAUGGCGAUGGUACAACAGAGGCGAUUUUUUAUCGUUGGAAAUAAAUUGAUUUCCUCUUUAUAGAAAUCGAUUUAUUUCUGAAUAGAAAAAGAAACCGAUAAUCGAAAUAAAAUAACCGAA
Molecule: messenger RNA, 2486 nt
Organism: Paramuricea clavata
Lineage: Eukaryota; Metazoa; Cnidaria; Anthozoa; Malacalcyonacea; Plexauridae
Source: the annotation of a GenBank genome assembly